UACGGCCUAAAGUAAACGAAUGCUUCGAGUCAAAGUAUCAAUGUCUAUUUUUUAGUAACAGAAUAAAACUCAUCAUUAAAUUGAUUAAACAAAAAUUGCAUAAUAGCCUUUAUAGUAACAAAUAAUACAUUAAUUUUAAAAAAUUACGCAUUAAAAGUGGAAACUACCAUCCAACACAACUAAGAAAAAUGAAUCAGGCAAAGAUUGAAAAAUUAGUUUCUAGAUUAAGGUACAAUGUCGGAUCAAAACCACGCAAAUUAAAAAAUGUAGAUGGUCCAGAAGGGAGAUUGCGAAAAAUUAAAAAAACAUUAACUGCUGUAAUUAAAUACGAGAGGAUCGAGCUAAAUUACGCAAGAGCAGAUGAAACAAGAGGUUAUGUUGAACGAUUAAUAUCAGAAGCUUUACGUCACGGUCCAGAACACGGAGAAACAAUGGAAUUAGCAAAUUUCUGGAUAAAAGAAAAACAACUUGUCCAUAAACUUUUCAAAGUACUUGUACCAAGAUAUCAAAAUUAUACAACUUCGUUUACAAAGCUUCAUAACGCACCAUGUAUAUAUCCCGGAUACGCAUACAAAAGAGCUAUCUUAGAAUUGAAAGGAAAUAUAUAUCCCACUGUAGAACAAUCUAAUCCACAUCAGCAUAAUUUACUUCACAAUAUAUUGCUCGAUGCAGCUAGGAAAGAAUACAGGAUGGAGAAGUAUAAAGAAAUAGCUGCUAACAUGAAUUUUUAGAAUGCAUAUAAAUGUUUUAUUAUCAAACAAUAUAAAAAAUAUAUAAUAUCGACAAAAAGUUAUAAAUAUA
Molecule: messenger RNA, 801 nt
Organism: Frieseomelitta varia
Lineage: Eukaryota; Metazoa; Arthropoda; Insecta; Hymenoptera; Apidae
Gene: mRpL17
Product: 39S ribosomal protein L17, mitochondrial
Exons: 3
Coding region: 189-731 (180 amino acids)
Biological process (GO): translation
Cellular component (GO): mitochondrial large ribosomal subunit; ribosome
Molecular function (GO): structural constituent of ribosome
Source: RefSeq, a predicted model, not a curated record